CAUCCAUUCGUUUUAAUUGUGAACCGCCGUGUACGCUUACUAUUACAAUGUUAUAAGGCCUACAUUACAGCAAUGAAAAAAACAACUACAAAUCAGUGGUCCCGAGCUUCAUAUAAAUUCUCAAACCGGGGCGGUGUUGUCGUGUGGGGCUGGGCGUGGGCUGCAACAGUCCGCACACUCAAAGCACAUUGUUCGCUGCUGUCUGACCUCACCACACACACACACCGACCUUAUGUUCAGAAGAAUUCGAAAAUAGAAGUGUCUUCCCGCGCCUGGUUGUCAGCUCGAAACUCUCCAUUUAUUACAAGCAAGCCUGAAUAACAACAUUACGGUGGAAGGAGAAUUAAAAUCCAGCUGGAACAUUUGCAACCAACUGAAUCACACCGACCCUGCUAGUGUCGUAAACCAUGACGGAGUAUAAGCUGGUGGUGGUGGGAGCUGGUGGCGUGGGCAAGAGCGCUCUCACCAUCCAGCUCAUUCAGAACCAUUUUGUGGACGAGUAUGACCCCACCAUCGAGGACUCGUACAGGAAGCAGGUGGUGAUCGAUGGAGAGACGUGUCUGCUGGACAUCUUGGACACAGCAGGUCAGGAGGAGUACAGUGCCAUGAGGGACCAGUACAUGAGGACAGGGGAGGGCUUCCUCUGCGUAUUCGCCAUCAACAACACCAAGUCUUUUGAAGACAUUCACCAGUACAGGGAACAGAUCAAGCGGGUGAAGGACUCUGAUGAUGUGCCCAUGGUGUUGGUGGGCAACAAGUGUGAUCUGCCGGCACGGACAGUGGACACGCGGCAGGCCCAGGAGCUGGCACGUAGCUACGGCAUCCCCUACAUCGAGACAUCGGCCAAGACCCGACAGGGGGUGGAAGAUGCUUUCUACACACUGGUCCGAGAGAUUCGACAACACAAGCUACGGAAGCUCAACCCUCCAGACGAAAGCGGACAAGACUGCCUGAGCUGCCGCUGUGUGGUGUCUUGAUGAAGCUAACCCACCAGGGGGGUGAGGAGUGGACCUACAAACAGCUCUGUGCCCACAGAAAGGACUGGAACAUGGAUGGAUUAAAAAAAAGAAUGGAAGCAACAUCGGUUUUGAAGCAAACCAACAAAAAAAGAAACCAGAGACUUGUCGCAAAGAGCAAGCAAAGGCAUGACGGGGACUGUGAAACACGGAGACUAGCUGAGAGAGGCAAGAGACCACCAUCCUCCUUAAAGGCUACCCCCCUCCCCUCCUUCUGGGUCCACGCCUGCCACACCAACACACCACUAAGGACUGUUUUUAUUUUUUUAUUUUCAUUGUCAUUUUAUUCCAGUGCGCUGAUACUGGGCAGCUCCAAGGAUUUCAACCUAAGUUAUUAAUGGUUUUGGAGUAAGAAAUGAAUGAACAAAAAAGCAAUGGAUAGAAAGGAAGGAAGGAAGAAAGAAAAAGUCUCAACACUGGUCUUAAAUGGACUGGGGGCUGCUUUUUUUGUUGCUUGACUCUGCGCUCUGCCCUAGCAUUGCAUUGCAUUGCAUUGCGAAAUGCAAACUCUGCGCCUUUUUGGCGUUGAGAGUGACUGGACUACAGUGACCUCACCCCAGGAUCCCCCGCCCCCCUCUCUCUCUCUCUGGUUCUCUUCAGGAAAAGGAAUCGCGUACACACCCAAAAAGCUUGCACAGGCCUGGGCCCCGACCGGCCGACAGGCAGGCAAGCUAGCCAGCCCGCCCAGCGGAAGACUAAAGCCUGAUGGUCAAAUUCCUAACAGGGGUCAUGACCCCUUCUGGACUGUCUUAGCCAUUAUGGAUUUGUUUUUUGUGCUUUACCUUACACAGUUAACAAGGUAACAUGUUUGUGUUGUUGUUGCUGUUGUUGUUGUUGGUAGUUUUUUAAUUGUUUUGUUUUGAUGGAAGUGACCGUGAUACACUUGCAAGGUUGAAGAAUCUGUGUGUGUGCAUCUGUGUGUGCGUGAGUGUAUGCGUGUGUGUCUGUUGGACAGAGACAGAUAGAGGGAGUAUUGUAUGUGGGCAAGUAUGCAAGUAAAUGGAUUUUUAGAGGUCUGCUUUCACCAGGACAAAACGUCUGACUGUCCCCAAUCUCCCAGGGUGCAGUGCAGUGGGCCAUUCUCACAUAACUUUGCGCUGAGGGGGCUAAUCUGAACGUGACUGUACUCACCCCCAUGCCCUUCAAGCAUACUCGAUGCCCUUGACAAAGUAACAGUUUUUUUCCCCCAACUAAAAUGGAAUAUUGACAUUAACCGUGUUGAGACAUGGGAAGCUUACAAAAAAAGUUAAUAUUUUAUUUAAAAAAUGAGUACUGCACAGAGCAACACUGUAUGCUGUAAAAGACACAAGAACAGAUGGUGUGGGUUUUUUUUUUAAAGAGCUGACUUGGAGCAUUUUGACUGACUCCAUUCUCCUUGCAGUUGUGACAUCAAGGGUGUGUCUGCUGUAAAAACAUGUCACCGUGUUACUAGUCUUGUCUGCAGGAUAAGCGAUUUUCUUUUCGUUUUUUCACAGCCAUGCUGAAACAAAUUUAUUCCAGAUCUCUCUGAA
Engraulis encrasicolus (European anchovy) is the source of this 2527-nucleotide messenger RNA. It is a transcript of the gene hrasa, whose product is annotated as HRas proto-oncogene, GTPase a. Gene Ontology annotation, molecular function: GDP binding; GTPase activity; GTP binding. The record is from RefSeq and is a predicted model, not a curated record. NCBI's taxonomy places the organism in Eukaryota, Metazoa, Chordata, Actinopteri, Clupeiformes, Engraulidae. Bases 408 to 977 code for a protein of 189 amino acids. Gene Ontology annotation, biological process: Ras protein signal transduction. Gene Ontology annotation, cellular component: plasma membrane. The transcript has 6 exons.